AUGGACGAUGAACGUGAGAUGUCAGUUGAAAUGGAUGUUUCGAUGGAGGUGACGGCGGCAGCGACGGAGGGAAAGGUGACGAAGCCGGAAACAGGUGGUGUAGCAAGUACACAGAGUAAGAAAGUACCACAGCAUUUGCUUGAGAAAAGACGGUUAGGGAGGAUUAAAGCAGCGGAGGAGUUUGCCAGGAAGUUGAAGAAGAUAGGGAUUGAAAAACAAGACAAUAUUCAUAUCUCGCAGACGGGGUUGUUUAGGGUACAUUCUUUAAUUAAUCAAAAGAAUUAUUCUUCAGAUUAUCUUAGAAAGGAUGAUCAAAUCUUCUCGAUGCGAGAGCGGAAAAACUUGAGAAGUGGGAAUGUCAAUUCAAUAACGAACAGUAGCCAGCCGCUUAUUGCUUUACCAGAUGUACAGGACGACGAGGUGAAGACAAACGGGGACGAAGAUGGGCUUGAUGAUACGGCGGAUACAAACACGAUUGUAAUACACCCUGGAUCGAGAUCAUUGAAAAUUGGUCUAUCCACAGAUGUGUUUCCGUUGUCUAUACCGAGUUGUGUUGCAAUUGCAAGGUCUGAACAAGUUGAAGUACCUUCACAACCAAGGUAUGACAAUGACGAAGAGUUUAUGGGGAAUUUGCAACAGAUUCAGUCUGAUUUUAAGGAACGUAUGAGGUAUUAUAAGCGUAAAAUUAUUCCUAAUUCACACGAGCAGGUUCUUUCGUACAACAGUAAGUGCCAGCCUGAAAAGAUACCUGAGCAUAAUGACCUACAUAGGAUCGAAUGGAUCAAGAAGUCCGAUGCAUCUACUAAGGUCUAUUACGGUGAAUAUGCCGAGAGGUGUCUUCCAGAGGGCUUCUUAUUACGUUACCCCUUUGCGAACGGCUCAUUUAACGUGAAAUCUCCAAACUACAAUUCUUUACAAGAGUUACUGAAUGACGUUGUGAAUUUGAUUACCUUUGCGCUAUCUGAGACAAAGCUAAAUAUUAGCAAGUCGCAAUUUUCAAGCUACAAUGUUGUUCUAAUAAUACCAGACUUGUUUGAAAAGAGUUACGUAGAGCAAAUGAUACGACUUUUAAUCUCUGAAAUGGACUUUCAGGCUGUGGCGCUCAUCCAGGAAUCGCUUGCGUCUUGUUACGGUGCUGGGCUCUCAAAUUCAACUUGCGUAAUAGACAUUGGUGGUUCUGAAACUAAAAUUUCAUGCGUGGAUGAAGGCCAAGUUAUUCAGAAUAGCUGCAUAAAACUCUCAUAUGGAGGUGAUGACAUUACAAAACUAUUUGCUGAGCUGUUGUUGCAGUCAAACUUUCCUUAUGAAGACUGGAACUUAAAUACAAGACAGGGUUGGUUAUUGGCUGAACAACUGAAAAAAAAUCACAUUACUUUCCAAGAUGCGGAUGUUGCAGUUCAAUUGUUCAACUUCUUCAAAAGGAAUCCAAAUAUAUCUGGUGCAGAAAAGUAUGAAUUCAAACUUUUUAACGAGGUCAUGGUCAGUCCUAUGGCUUACUUUUACCCGCAAAUUUUGGCUCUGCUAAAACCUCCCGUCGAGGUGAACAAAUAUGUCCAGCAACAAUUGCCACCAUCUCGUGACCCAUAUACCUGCAAACCGGAUGAUCCUCAAUCAGUUUCAAAUUUGGGAUCUUUAAGCGGUAAGUGGUAUACAGAGAUGAGCAAGGACUUGGAUAUUGUUCGUAAGCUUAUUAGCAUUACUGACAAAGUGGAAGCGUUGUCUGCUAAUUCUUCUGAUGGAACGGCGUCAGAUACUAUUGUGGAGAAUACUGAAGAAGUUAGCAACUACAUGCCCUUAGACAAGGCUAUAAUUGAAUCUGUCACCAAUGCAGCUGUAUUACUUGGCGAUAAUAUGUCAAAAUUAACAAAUUUUUACUCAAAUCUAUUAAUUGUUGGUGGUUCGUCAAAGGUUCCAGGGCUAGAUCUAAUUCUUACUGAUAGGAUUAAUAUAUGGAGGCCGCGCCUUUUGAGUGUUUCAACUCUUCCUGUGAUCUAUAAAAAGAUCAGCGAUAUGGUUAAGCAAGUUGAAAGUGAAAUCAAAAAGAACAACGUUGAAUCCGAAGAGGAAAUUCAACAAAGCAGGAAAAAACUUAUCAAGUCGAUUAAAAUUGAGCUUGAAAAUUAUUGGGAGUCUGUUGAUCCGUAUGAACAUGUCUAUCCCAUUACAGUGCUACCUCCCCCAAGAGAAAUGGACCCUUCAAUGUUAACGUGGAAAGGUGGAAGUGUGUUUGGUAGAAUUAAACUGUGCGAAGAGCUGUACAUUACUGAAAUGGACUGGGAAAUGUUAGGCAGUAGGAUUUUAAAAUACAAGUGCAUUUUUGAUUAUUAG
This is a messenger RNA of Eremothecium cymbalariae DBVPG#7215, 2328 nucleotides long. It is a transcript of the gene ARP8, whose product is annotated as Arp8p. Lineage: Eukaryota; Fungi; Ascomycota; Saccharomycetes; Saccharomycetales; Saccharomycetaceae. The coding region runs from base 1 to 2328 and encodes 775 amino acids. Gene Ontology annotation, cellular component: Ino80 complex. The transcript has a single exon. Gene Ontology annotation, biological process: double-strand break repair; regulation of DNA-templated transcription. The record is from RefSeq and is a predicted model, not a curated record.